This is a messenger RNA of Acaromyces ingoldii, 3549 nucleotides long. RefSeq lists its product as hypothetical. The transcript is spliced from 2 exons. The record is from RefSeq and is a predicted model, not a curated record. The coding region runs from base 352 to 3549 and encodes 1065 amino acids. Lineage: Eukaryota; Fungi; Basidiomycota; Exobasidiomycetes; Exobasidiales; Cryptobasidiaceae.
AUUUGAGGGCCACACACAAAGGGAGCCGUUUCCCUUUGUCAGGCAGGGCGAGAGCGAGAGAGCGAGAGUCGUGAGACGCAUCCAGCGCCCCCUUCUAUCUAGCUGUCGACCAUCGUUCUAUCAGCGCUGCCGCGGCUGUCGUCCCAGCAACUUGGGGCUGGCGAAUCUGCAUGCAAAACUGACGUGCGACGGGCCCUGCUGACGAUGCAUUGUGAAAAGGACAGGCCGACUCGAGUUUGACCCCCAAGAACAACACCGAAAACACCCAAGACUGUCUCACUUCCAUCCUCAUCCCUCUCCAUCGAUCCAUCAUCAUCGCCCGUGCAGUAGCCGGCAUUGACGAACUGUGCCAUGAGCGGGGCUACCCACGAGGGCUUCCUAUUUUUCCUCGAGCCCAUGGGCGAGGACCAGGCAGAGGCGGGCAAAACAUCGACGGCGGCGACGAGCAGCUCGUCACACCGGCUCGAACGACGACGCAAGGCGAGCGAGCUGGCCCUGCGCGCGAUUGCGGGCCGCGACACGGCAGACCGACGGCGGGGUGCUGUCGAUUGGCGCGAGCGCUGGUGCUCGCUCCGUGGCGAUGUCCUCCAUGUGUACGACGACCGCCUGGCGAGCUUGGCGACACCAUCCGAGCCCGCGCCGAGACAGGUGUUGCUGAGCGACUACCAGCAUCUGCAGACGACCGGCAGCUUCGACCCGCGCAACCAGGGCGUGUGGGAGCUCACGCUCUCGCGGCGACCGCCCACGACGGCAUCGGCCAGGACGCUGCCCCGGUCGACGACGAGCGGCAGCAUCAGCUCCUUCUUUGACCGCCUCGGCAGCAGCUCCAGCAAUCUCAGCGGUUUGGCCACGGCAAAGACGAGCACCGAGGAGACUACGCGAUGGCACAAGCUCACCCACCGACCACGGCGGCUCUACCAGCUCAUGUCUUCUUCUUCGAGCAGCAGCAGCAGCAACAACACCAUCAACAACGACGGCAGCAACACAGGCACCAGGUCAAGGACCGUGAGCAGCAGCAGCAGCACCAUGACCAUUGGCUCGUCGGCGCAAGACCACGGUCAAGCUGCUGCAAUGGCGACUAAAGACGCCGACGCGGCGCCCCUCGUGCUGCGCGUCGGCGACGCCCAGGCCAUGGUGCGGUGGUCAGAGGCGAUUGCCGCCGUUCUGCGCGAUGCUCAGAGCGCAGAAUCACCGAGUGACGUGGCCGUCGCCCUUGGGCCCCGCCAUCGACAGCGUCCCUCGCUCUCGGUUUUUGUCGACGAGCGACCGCCACGGGACGACGACCCCGUGCUCACCGCCGGCGCUGCGUCUCGGAAGCGCAGAGGCGACCCCAUCGCCUCGGGCCUCGUCCGGCAGUCUGCUGCCUCGCCGCCGCCCUCGUCAUCGUCACCGAUUCCCCCGCCAAGCUCGUUCCAGAUGACGUCCAAGGCCAAGAGCAGCGCAGUCGUCGUGUCCGACAUCAUGACAAAGUCCAGCUCCAAGUCCCGGUCCAGGUCGCGGCCCGUCACUGCGCAGGGCCUCCUGGACCAGCACCGCCUGUCGACGGCAUCGACGGCGUCUCCUCCUGCUUCGACCCGUCGCGCCUCGCUAGCCUCGACGCUUUCAAGGCCAAGCACGGCCUCGGGCCGGCUCUCCACCGAGGACUCGGGCCGCAAGAGGGACAGUCUGCGGAGCAUUCGCAGCAACAGCAGCAGCAGCGCCUCUCCGCGCGUGCUCCUGUCCCUCUUUGGCCCCGUCUCAAGCGAACCGGGCCAGGGCGAGGACAGACUCACACCGUGGGCCGCGGAAGAGCCCCUCGACGGCCGACCGACAGCGAGGCCAAGCGAGGGCCUGGGGCUGGACCUCGGCCCGCGGCCAUCGCCUAUCUCGGCAUACGAUCAGUUCUGCACCAGUCACUUUUCCUCCCCAUCAGACGCCCUUGUUGUUGCUGCUGGUGACGAAGACCGAGAGGAACAGGAGAUCCUGCACAGCCCUGCCUCGACGACGGCGCCCGCAGCGAUGAUCCCCCGGAGCCAGUCGCUCCUCAACCUCGCCCAGCGGGCCUCCAAGGCGACGAGGAGCGUGCUGUCGCCGUCGGCGGCCGCAUACAAUCUCCGCAAGAGCGUCUCGUUCCAGAAGCCUGCCGUGCUUGACCGGCAGGACAACGAAGAUGGCCGCACGCCCGCGUGCUCCUCCGUCGACAGCUUCGAACUCGUGCAUGCAUCGCCAUCGCUGCCCGCCAUCAGCCUCGCCGACUCACCGAGCAGCAUCGGCAGCCACGGAAGCAGCGUGGUGCUUGCCAGCCUCUCACCGGCGCCUCGCACACCCUCUCCCUCGUUCGCCAUCAUCAGCAGCAGCAGCAUUAGUACCAAUGCUGGUCCUGCAAACGGCAACGCGGGCAAGAAGACGCAUUGGACGCUUCUGUCUUCGUCGACUUCAAAACGAGCACGCCUCACUGCGACGGCCAAGAAGCUCGCCUCGCCUCGCUCUUCGCCCUUGAGCUUCUCCUCGACGACGCUGUCCUCUUCCUCUGCCGAUGGCCACGACACUGGUGCAAGUGCAGGUGCAGACGCAGACGCAGACGCAGACGCAGGUGCAGUUGCGACGGCGAGGAACAACUCGCUGCCGACGAACGGCAUCCACUGCGGCAGCUCAACUGCGACUUUUUCCUCUUCCUCGGUCUCAUCGUGCUCCUCGCCGCCAUCGACGCCCGUCGUGGCCGAGAUGCCCCGUGCUGCUGCUCCCCUGCCCAUGCUCGUCCAGCGCAUUCUACCGCCCGAGGAGAUCAUCUCGACACUCGAUCGCAUCCGCAAGCUCGAGCUCGAAGAGGCAGCCAGCGUCGAUGAUGAUGCUGCUGCCGCUGCUGCUGCCGACGGCGGCAGCCUUGCCAUUGCGGGCAACGCUGGCAGGAGCACACCCGUGCUCGAUCACCACCACCAUCUCAGGGCGCUCUCGACGUCGAUCAGCCUCGCUGAGAUGUGCGAACAGAAGCGCAAGCCAGACGGGCUCCAUCCACAGUACAACCACCACCACCAGCACCACCACCAGCACCGGCCUGGCUCUGCACAGCGACCGAGGACGAUGCGCCCAGCCACAUCGGCAGACCAGCUCUCGCUCUCGCCGGCGCCCAGGGCAAAGAGGCAGCAGUCGCGCCUCUUUCGUGUGCACAGCGACGGCGACGGCGACGGCAACGGCGAAGGCACCGACGACGGUAACCGCAAUGAUGCGACGGCCGUGCACGUCGACUUGCGAAGUGGAGCUGCGAUGAGCACCGAGGCGACAUCGCAGCAGCUGCCGUCCACGCCACGGUCCUCGAACAAACGAGGCAGCGCAGCAGAAGGCACCGCGCGGCCGAGGAGAGAGACGAUGAAGGGCUCGAGCGCGAGUGCAAACGCAGACGAAAAUGCAGGCGAUCAGCACGAGACACCGGGACGCACAGGCAGCAAGAGGAGCGCCAUGGGCGACCGCACUAAUGCUUCGCUGCCCAUGUCCUGGUCCACGUCGACGGUGACGCCAAAGCAGCAGCGACAGAGGACGAGGUCCAUCUCGGGCGCCUUUUCGACGCCAUGA